Molecule: messenger RNA, 2103 nt
Organism: Oldenlandia corymbosa var. corymbosa
Lineage: Eukaryota; Viridiplantae; Streptophyta; Magnoliopsida; Gentianales; Rubiaceae
Source: the annotation of a GenBank genome assembly
AUGGGUUCCCUAAGUUCCGACAAGUCUGAAAUAGCAUUCUUUGAUGUGGAAACCACCGUUCCAACCCGACAGGGUCAAGGUUUCGCCAUUUUGGAAUUCGGGGCGAUUUUGGUUUGCCCUAGGAAAUUAAUCGAGCUGGAGAGUUAUUCCACCCUGAUUCAGCCCUCCGAUUUGUCACUCAUCUCGAAUCUCUCUGUCCGUUGUAAUGGCAUCACCAGGGACGCUGUUGUUUCCGCCCCAACUUUCGCUGAUAUUGCUGAUAAAGUCUACGAUAUUCUACAUGGGAGGAUAUGGGCAGGGCAUAAUAUACUGAGAUUUGACUGUGCUCGGAUCAGAGAAGCAUUUGCUGAGAUAAAUAGGCCACCUCCAGAACCUAAAGGAACGAUUGACUCCCUUGCUUUGCUAACUCAACGCUUUGGAAGGAGGGCGGGUAACAUGAAGAUGGCCAGUCUCGCGACGUAUUUUGGAAUUGGUGAGCAAACACAUAGGAGUCUAGAUGAUGUUCGGAUGAAUUUGGAAGUUCUGAAGUAUUGUGCAACUGUUCUAUUUUUGGAAUCAAGCCUUCCUGACAUUUUAACUGAGAAAAGUUGGGUUUCUCCUAAUGCUACAACAAGAAGUCGCAGCAACGGGAAAACUUCUCCAGAAGAGAGGGGCUUGGUCACAAACAAUUCACCAUCUAGCAGUAAAGUUGAAAAUUGUGCAACAUCAUCUCAUGUGAUCCCCACAGAGGAAACUCAUCCAAUUUUCUCACUUGCGACUCCCAUAACAAAUCUAAAUGCUCUUGAACUAGUUGAACCAAACUUAGCCGGGUCAGACCCCUUUGACUUGGGUGCACUUACUAAUGGAAUAGAUGGCGAACCUCGUCAGUCAGAGGACAUGGAAGAAGUGGAGUCUGGGUCGGCACCUCGAGAAUCUUCCAUGACAACUUCAACUGAAGGUCCUAGUGAUUGUGUGGACUUCUUGGAACCUCAUCAAAUCUCUAUACCUUCUAUCUCUGCAAUUCUCGCACCCUUCUAUCGUGGGACCCGAAAGGUACAAAUACUGCAUGGGAGUAUAGCAUUACAGAUUUGUUGCAGGCAACUGAAAGUGCGAUUCGGGAUUAGUACAAAAUAUCUUGAUAGUGCUGGUCGCCCACGGUUGAGUUUUGUGGUGGAUGCUUCACCAAGCUUAUGUGAAAUUUUGGAUAGUGUUGACAAAGUUGCUCAAAAGUUUUCGGAUUCUGGUAGCAAUGCUUCCUCUGAUUGGAGGCCUUCAGUUACCAGAAAGGAAGGCUACUUCAACUAUCCCACAGUGCGGCUGCACUUACCUACCAUCUUCGAUGGUAAUAUGCUUCGCUGGGCUACAGAGAUAUAUCAAAAAGAAUCUUCCACCACUCAAAGGCUUGUCUUCAGUAAAUUUGACGUUGCAGAACUAGAUUCCUUGUUCACUUCUGGAAAAUAUCUGGAUGCAUACUUCACCUUGGAUCCAUAUGACUUUCAUCAGAACGCUGGCAUCCGACUUGACAGACUUUCAAGUGCAGUGUUUGGCGGGAUUAGGUCCUCCUCUGUGUUUAGUUUAACAUCUCUCCUACUUGUACAAAUCUGGGAAGUGACCUCCGUGUGGACAGAAACUGGCAUUAUUGAAGCUUUGAAUUCUGAUGGACCUCGUACAGAUAUUAUACUUGCUGAGGUCAACCUUCUAAUGGCAAAUGAAGGGCAGAUGUUGAGAUACAUUCUGCAUCAUAAAGAUUUGCAACAUAUUCCUAUCAUCAUUAUAGCAACAAGAGAUCAGGUUGCUUUAACCAUAAACGGCCUAAGACUUGGUGCUGCAGACUAUCUUCUGAAGCCUUUACAACCAGAGGAGCUCUCACAUUUGUGGAUGCACAUUCGGAAAAGGAAGGGGUUGUGGUUGCUGUUGAUGAAUCAGUUGCUUGCACAUACGCAGCGAAGCCGGUUUCCCAGAGAUGCUGCAAAGCUUGCCAAAAUUGUAAUUCCCACGGCUGUAGCUGAAUCUAAAUUUCAAGUUGGAAGUGAUGACAGUGGUGAUGAUGCUGGUGAUAGUGGUACAAUUGGUUGUUCCAUCGAGGUUUACUACAUAGGUCCUACUGGUUGUGGUUGUGUUUGA